AUGGCGACGCCGCUGCUCGACGAUCCCGCGAUAUCCGCGACCGCCCUCAAGCCGCAAGAUGCCCUCGGCGCGAACCCCAAUGUCGCCGUUCCUUCCAACGCUACCACAAUCCUCUCUUCCGCUCUUCCGGCUACCUUCAAAGAGCAGCUAUCUGCGGCAAUACCUGCGCCGACCGCUACUGCCGCGGGGACGGUGGUGAUUGUGUACGGCCAGAACCAGCAGCAUAUCGUGCAACUGGUAGCGGAGGUCUUGGGCAAACCAUGGACAACGGAAGUGUCGCUUGGAACCCUUGCGCGAGCCAGCGAUGCAGUGGUAGCGGGGAUCCUAGCGCGCGAUUUAACGCGAAGUUUGCAAGGAUGUCAGCGAUCAUCUCUCAUUCUGGUCAACACAUAUUGCGUGGAGGACGGGUCUGCACCGGAAGAUUCGCUGACCGAGAUCUGUGAUUACGAGUUCUUAUAUUCGCGGGGCCCACUAUUGCGUCGGGACCUGGCGAGAUUUUUGUCUUUGAUUCUUGGUCAGACGAGGCCGCAUGAUGAUUUGCGGACUAAGACCCGGACGAAUUUUAUCUCGACGACUUUUCCCGAUGUGCAUGCUGCGUUGCCGAAUUUGGAUAUUCUGUCUGUUGGGUCUGAUGCUGUUGAGAUUCGUGUCGAUUUGCUCGUUGAUCCUGCGCCGGAGGGAUUGACGACUCCGCUGGUCCCGAGUUUGAAGUAUGUGGGGCAGCAAUUGAUGCUUUUGCGCCAGCAUACUGAGUUGCCUAUUAUCUUUACUGUUCGCUGUACGAGAGAGAAUGGGAAGUUUCCGGUUGAUGACCCUUCGCUUUUUUACAAGUACCUACGACGCGCGAUACAGUGGGGAGUGGAAUAUGUUGAUGUGGAGCUGUGGCUACCGGAGGAGAUACGUCGCCAGCUGGCUGAGAAUAAGGGUCAUAGUAUGAUUUUAUCUGCAUUCCAUGACUUUUCUGGCACUUGGAAGUGGACCUCGGAAGAUGCUCAGCGCAUCUUCACUGAAAGUGCGAAAUAUGCCGACAUUGUGAAGAUGAUCGCCAUGGUCCAUACAAUUGAGGAGAAUUACGAGCUGGAAUACUUCCGUUCGACUAUCAAAAGCCGUGGCAGUGGCCCACUCCUAUCAGCAGUCAAUAUGGGCCAAAUGGGCCAGUUAUCCCGUGCUUUGAACACCGUCUUUUCUCCCAUCACCCACCCACUCCUCCCAAUGAUCGCCGCCCCGGGCCAAUUAACGGCAGCCGAGAUCAACGAAGCACUACACAUCAUGGGCCAACUCCCCAAGCGCGAUCUCUACGCUAUCGGUUCCUUCCGCUCCACUCCACACUCAAUGUUCAUGGAGAAAUGCCUGAACGAGUUAGGCCUCCCACACAAUUUCACUUCCGUUGACCGCGGCCCAAAGGGCUAUAUGGAAUCCAUCAUUCUCCAGCCCCAAUUCGGCGGCGCCUACGUGAACCCCCCAGUAUCAAGCACAACGAGCUUCAUCCCAGCAGUCAGCGACGCAGCCUGCGCAAUCGGUCUAGUCGACACGAUUGCAAUGACUACACCAAGCGACACAGCCCCCGGCAUCUCCCGCUUCGUCGGCGAAAACGCUGCCUGGAAAGGCAUCCGGGCCACAUUGACACGCGAGUACGUCCCAUCAGCAUACAGCUGUCGCGCAGCAAUCAUCCUCGCCGGCUCCGAAGCAGACGCCUCACCAGCAAUCUUCGCACUACGCAGUCUAGCCAUCGGCACAAUCUACACCGUCGGCUUCAGAGCCACCGGCCCGUUAUCAGCGGGCCUCGAGCCCUUCACCUCCAUCCAAUCCGUCAAACGGGUAGAACAACCUUUCGUAAUCGUCUCAGCGCUACCACCUGAGAAAUCAUUACUCGUGCAGCCCUUGCUGCGCCACUACGGCACUAAUGGUCGUUCAUCGCCGCCUUCGACACGCGGUAAGGUUUAUCUAGAUCUUACGAGUGGACCGCGGAAGGGUGAUCCGUUGGCCGUUGCUACUGGUGCUGGGUGGACGGCGUAUGGGGUUGAGGAUGUUAUUGCUUGGACGACUGUUGAGACGUUGAGAUUGCUUGUUGGGCAGAAUGUGCCUUUUGAUUUUGUGAGGAUGGCUUCUGGGAGGCCUUUGUUCUAG
Penicillium paradoxum is the source of this 2127-nucleotide messenger RNA. RefSeq names its product type I 3-dehydroquinate dehydratase. The transcript has a single exon. Bases 1 to 2127 code for a protein of 708 amino acids. NCBI's taxonomy places the organism in Eukaryota, Fungi, Ascomycota, Eurotiomycetes, Eurotiales, Aspergillaceae. The record is from RefSeq and is a predicted model, not a curated record. Gene Ontology annotation, molecular function: 3-dehydroquinate dehydratase activity.